AUGUAAAGAGAUCAAAUUAAUUUCUCUUAUUUAAAGAGAUUGUUUCCAACUCUGGAGUAAAUUUUAUAUACAGGAAAGUUUACUAGUUUAAAUGAGUUUGAUAAAUGCACCUAAUUAUGGCAUUAGGCUGGAUUUUAAGGACCAUUCUUUUUAUUAAAAUUAACUGAUUAAAGUGUCUUUAUUAUACUAAAUUAAAACUCAAAAUAAGAUUUUAUUAGAAAUCUAAAAAAAGGAUUAAAGUUUGAAUUGAGCAAAAGCACUUUAUGGUUUUAUUUUAAUUUUCAAGAUGAAUAGUAAAAGAUUUUCAAUAUAUGGUUUUAAGAGUAGUAAGAUUUUGAGAAUUUUAAGAUUUGUUUAGAGAGAAUAGUAAAAUGAUAUUCAUGAUUUGUAUUAAUAUUCUCUUUCUAAUCUAUUUUAAAAAUAAAUUAUUGAUAUGUAGGUAGAAACAUCUGAAUAAUAAUUUGAGGAAAUAUACUAAAGUUUAUGCAAAGAUGAUAGAUUUUGUUUUGAUCUUCGUAUUUAAUUUGAAAAAAUAUUGAAGGUAGAGAUCGAUCGAUACCAGGCAUAUCAUGAUUUUUCAGAAUUUUUAAGUGGACUUGCUAAAGAACCUUUUUAAGAGACACCAAGUUUAAUGGAUCUACUUGAUGAAUUAAAGAAGGCAAUUUAAGAAGUUAACUCAAAGUUAAGAGAUAAAAUAAAUGAUGAUUAAGACAAAGGUCUCAUAAAGUUAAUCAAAACUAAGAUAAUUUCAAGCUUAAGUGAUGGACAAAGAGCUGUUGAAACAUAAAAAAAAGCGUUAGCUGAGUAUAAAGAAAAGGCAGCAAUCUAUAAAAAAUUGGAUUCAAAGAAAAACGACUUGUUAUAAAAAAAUGAUGAUAAACUAUUACAAUUAGAAAAACAGUUAUAAGAGGCUAAAAGGGAAAAAUCUGAAAAAGGUUAGACUUUCAAUUUUACAUAUAAAAAUUAUAUUGAAGAUAAAAAUGAUGAGUUAAAAGGACUUUUCAAACAUUUUUUCAAUAGAUUACUCUUGAUAUCAUCUGCUGGUUUAUAAUCAUAUUCAGCUGCUAUUCAUAAAAUACAUACUACUGAUGAAAAACAAGAAGUUUAAACUAGAUUAAGUAAAUUAGGCAUAAUAAAGCAUAAAAAAUAAUGA
Molecule: messenger RNA, 1153 nt
Organism: Paramecium sonneborni
Lineage: Eukaryota; Ciliophora; Oligohymenophorea; Peniculida; Parameciidae
Source: the annotation of a GenBank genome assembly